Molecule: messenger RNA, 744 nt
Organism: Oppia nitens
Lineage: Eukaryota; Metazoa; Arthropoda; Arachnida; Sarcoptiformes; Oppiidae
Exons: 4
Coding region: 194-721 (175 amino acids)
Source: RefSeq, a predicted model, not a curated record
UAGUUUGACUAUUGUUUUGGCAAUUAUAGGCAAUUUAGAUGCCAGUUGUCCAGGCAAUGAUCAAUGGCCCGGAGCGCCAAACUAUACCCAGAUUGGCCUAAAAUAUGAAUCACAAACCGAUGAGCAGCUAAUUAAACAAAAUGGUAAACUAGUUCAACAAAGAUGUCAAUUGUAUAAUACGAAUGCUAAAUGGAUGAAACAACAAGGCCUGGACUAUAUGGCUGUCAGACAACUGGGCAGUUGUCUGUAUGACAUUCAGGAUACGGUACGUUGCGUAUCGGCUAUCAAUCAAGUUGAAGAUCCAAAAGUACGGCACCAGUUUAUGAUAGUGGAAACACAGUGGACAGAUUUUUGGACUAAUUACUAUACGGAUUUUGUAAAUAGCCAACAAAAUUGUUCGAUGGAAGAUAUUGUAGACAAUUACAAACGUCAAAAUCAAAAUGAUUUGGCAACCCUAGGAAAAUUGUUGGACGAAAAACGUAAAGAAGUUUUACAGGAAAUGCAAUUAGAAAUCAAAAACGAUAACAACGCUGAUAAACAAGAUAUAUUUUGGAUACCAUUGGACACAUUGAUAUUAGAUGACGCUAAACGUGGUUUUGAAAAUGAUGAUAAAAGAUUGUCGAAAAUAUCGGAUCAGUCGAUUAAAUUGAAAACAUUGUAUAUGUUGUUAAAUACAUUAGAUUAUACAUUAGGAGGCUAUAAAGCUAUACACUCUCAAUAAACAACAACAACAAUAUCAAAAAU